UGUAUCUCUCUUCAUCAUCGUGACACACAAUAAAUAGCACCUUCCUCAUGCGUUCGUUGGUCUAUUUUAUACACGCGCCGCCGCCGCCGCCGCCGCCUAGAACAGCAACGGAACCUUCUUCGCGGCUUGCUCCUUCUUCGCUUCAAACUCCGCGGCGCUCAUCUUCGUGGCGCGCUCGCCGCGGGCGCCACCUCCGUCGGGAUAUCGUCGUCGAUCUCCGGGGCCUUCGUCGCCGACUGCUGCUGCUGCUUCGCGUGCUUUUGCCCCGCCGCGUCGUCGUCCGAGUCCGAGUCGUUUUCCGCCAUCGCGAGAAUCUUUGA
Molecule: messenger RNA, 320 nt
Organism: Micromonas pusilla CCMP1545
Lineage: Eukaryota; Viridiplantae; Chlorophyta; Mamiellophyceae; Mamiellales; Mamiellaceae
Source: RefSeq, a predicted model, not a curated record